AUGUUUUUACAGUUAACAGUAAGUGAAUGGCCGCCGACAUGUUUGGGGCCACUUCGUCUCGCUGGACAUAUGGAUACACGUUGGCUAAGUGUUACUGCACGUAUCUAUCUUCGGGGAUUGUGCAAGAAGGCACAGUCGUUGAUGGCUUCAUUCGGCAAAGGGGAAAGCGAUCGUAGCGUGAUGCUGUAUGACCAGAAUAAGUGCUGCUUGAACGAUAAAUUCGCCGAAUACAUUAAGGCCAGUAGGUAA
Molecule: messenger RNA, 249 nt
Organism: Gongylonema pulchrum
Lineage: Eukaryota; Metazoa; Nematoda; Chromadorea; Rhabditida; Gongylonematidae
Source: the annotation of a GenBank genome assembly